AGUUGCUGUUGUUUAUUUCCCCCUCGGUCUCGGUGACUGAGCGCCGGACAUACCUCUUUGUCCUCCUUACCGCUGUGAGGUGGUGACAGCAGUUUGCUGUGUUCCUCUAUAUUCAGUUAUACCAGGGCAGUAUGUACGUUGAGAGUUGCUUUGCACAACAAUAGAGUAUGGGAGGAGAAGUAUAAAAUCGAUUUUGUGCUUAGGAGAUUUCACUUGCAUUUGGUGAAUUUCCUCUUUAAGAAACGUAUUGCGCUGUCUAUCAUUCUUUCUGUAUCUGCUGAAUUAGGAUUUUAGAACUGGAGUGGGGUUUAUUUCUGGGUUUAAAACAGCAAACAUCUGCCUACAGUUAAUUCUCAGAUAGUUCCGGGAAAUUUGAUUUGACGUGUUUGUGCGAAGCUUUAUGGUUGACUUUUUGAACCGCACCCUAAAUUUUCGGCGGAUCUUGCACACAAAGGAAUUGAACCUGUGAUUGUUAUCCUGAUGCUGUAUCGCAAAUCUUAAAAAAAAUAAACGGGGAACGGGUAAAUACAACUUCCACACGAUCCGCAAAUGAAACAAUUUGUAGUAAUACAAAAGUCAAAUGAUGCUGAUACUGGAAUUUGAAGUAAGGUCACCGACCCGAAACACUAGCCUCUUCAGGGAUCUUGUACGACCCGCUAUGUAUCCAGCAUUUUCUGUUUGCAUUGUGGUAGAGAUUCCCUCAGCAGAACCACUUCAUGUUCAAGCACAGUUCAGAACUGGGACCACUACAGUUUCCGAUGCUGAUGUAUAAGGGCUUGUGAUUAUUCCCUGAAGAUGUUUGCAAAGGCAACCAGCAGUUUUGUGAAACAGAUUGAGAGCAGUGGUGACUUGAUCCCUGUUAGCAGCCUGAAUGAUUCUGACAAACUACAGCUUCUGAACCUGGUAACAAAGAGGAAGAAGGGAUGGUUCUGGAAGAAAGCAAAGUACUAUCCGUCCACAUUUGCCCUUCAAGACAUAUUGACUGGCGAUGGUUCCAUCAAACCUGCUGUCACUGAAUCUGAAUUUCUCAAGUAUGAAGGAAAAUUUGGAGACAAUGUGGAGGCAGGUACGGAAGCUGAGAUUGCCAAUUUAAGCUUUAGCCUGGAAGGUCAGGACUCGGUGGCACUGGAAUCUUCUUUUGGAAACCUGAAGAAACAAGAAAUUGAUCUGGGUCAACUUUUAAAAAUAGCUGAGAAAAGGGCUAUACAUUUGGAUCAUUCAUUUGUCCAGCAAACCCGUGAAAAAAGAGAAAUUUUGUGUGUGGUAAAUGAAAAGAUUAUCACCUCCCAAAAGUGCUCAAUUUCGGAACAUUUGCAAAUUGAAGAAAAGUGUGGUGGCACGCUGGGACUUAAAACAAAAAUAUUGAAGGUUUCAGCAAAUGAUGAUGGGACAAUAUCCAAGGAUACAGAGAUUGUAUUGGAGAUCCCACCUCGUACUGUUAUUGCUUAUGGUGUCACUGAACUUUUUAUAGACCAGAAUGGCCAGUUUGAUCUCUGCCUACUCACUGAAAAAAGUGGAGGCUUUGAUAAAGUCCUGCUAGACAAAAAUAAAAAAGAAUUUUCAGUGUGCACCUCUUUGACAUGUAUUGAUGGAAAACACAAAACCAAAGAGUGUAUGAAGGAUGUCCCGAGCGUAACUUCGCUAAGUGUUUUAAAACCAGCUAUUGAAGAGGCUCAGCUACAGUUACAGCCGUUCAGUGAACUUUCUGAGGAAAAGUGUCAGCAACUGUUUAAAUUUUACUGUGAGUUCUUGUACCACGAAGAUGUGAUUUCCCUUCUUGAAAAUGUUUUGGAUGAGCUUUCUUCAGGGGAACAGCCAAAUCUGAUGGGCCUGCAAGAGCUGGAGUCAACACAGGCUCAAAAAAUCAAGGAUAUGCUACAGAUUUUGGGCUACAACUGCCCAAAUGAGGAUGGCUCUUCAGCGAUUAAAGAUGCUGCAAAUUCUGAGCUACUUACAGCUGCAUUCUACUUUUUUAGUGCUUUAGAUGCUUUGUCUGAAGAAACUCUUGCAGUUUUGGGUAUUUGCUGUGAAAUUCAAAUUCUCCCAAUGUUGCUUUAUUUGAUUAACAACAUCCCUGAUGAUGGAAUGCUUCCUGUUGAUAAUCCAGACCUGCUGCUCCUAAAAGAAGAGGAUCACUUUUAUGCAACUCAACGUCUAUUUGCUUUAUCAAAUAUCUGCCUUGAAAACAAAGAAUCAUCCAUCCACGUUGUGACUGGCAAUCAGCCUGGUGUGCUUCCAGUGUGCCUUUGCAUUGUUCUGCAGGGAUUUGCUAUUCUUAAUGGGAUCAAAGAUGAAUAAACAGUCCCAAUCUUCAGGCUUGGAUGUGUUUAAAAGCUGAUCUUCAUUUUAUGGCUUUAAUGUAUUCAAUACUGUUGAUGUGUCGUAAAAACUCCAGGAAAAUGAUUAAUGUUUUGAGAAGGAGCAGGAUGGAAAGUUCAGUUGUGAAUUCCUGUCAAUGGCAAAAUGAAUCACAGAAUUUCAGAAUUAAUACAAUGCAGAAGGUCAUUUGGCCCAUUGUGUUGGCACAUGAUGUACAUCAUGUUUAUAUAGUAUAUUCCAUCUUGUAGAAAAUUGAAGAGUGUAUGGCAUUUUGUAAUGUCAGAAAUUACAGGAAAUUAUUACUUUAAGUUGUCAGCAAAAAUCAGUAUUUUUAGUUAAUUAGUUUAAUUAGGCAAAACAAAAUAGCUUUGUUUCAAUAAGAAGUUAACGUAACAUUAUCUGGAAGAGGAAAAAUGUUGAAAUCCAAAUGAUUUUAUAGUUGGAUUAUAAGUAAGGAAGUGAUAGUUACGUGGUGUCAAUAUCCCCUGUGCCAUUUGUUCAAAUUCAAAAUCUGGAGCACUGUUCUAUAUUUCUCAUUUCCAAAUUUAAACUACAAUUAAUAAAAACUUCAGCUGAAAACACUAACAGUUAACUACCAGAAUAGUCCAUGUUUGCAUUCACUGAAUAUUGAUACGAAUUUCUGACUAAUUUUAAAGUAUAAUUCUACUAAGCAUAAACAUGGAUUUCAAAUAAGAUUUUACAAGAAGUUGUUCUAUUGAAAAGUAAUUUUAUAUUUCUGAAUGAAGAAUGUUAGAAAUUUAACGUUUAAUAGUUUGAAAAACUAAGUGAUUUGUUUUAAAUUUGUAAUAUUACAGAUUUGUUUGUAAACAUGAAGUUUGUUUUUCAGUUUUUACAUGUAUCUUUAUUGAAGAACUUUAAUAAUGUUAGCAUCCGACAAAUCAAAUAAUGAUUGUCGAGGUCACUAACUUUGACGUGUUAAAAUCAGUACUGAAGUACUGUACCUUGUGCAGUUAGUUCUCAGGUUAAUCGCAUGCAUUUAAAUACCCAUCGUACAUGAAAUCUACAGUUCGGAAGACAGUUCUUGAUGUUUACUAUAGGUGUAUAGAAUUCCCACUGAGUGGAAGUAGAAAUUUCAGUACAAGCAGUUGAAAACUAACUUAUACCAGUAUUUUUCUUCACUAAUCAUAUUGUCUGGUUGUGCAACCUCAAUAUUUAGGUGGAUUUAUUUUGUAACAAUACUAUUUUCAACAGUUUACAUGUACACAUCUAAAUGUGGAGGCGUUGCUUAAAAUAUUUAAUUAUGUGUUUACAUUGAUGCUUAACAAAAUACUUACAUUGCUGCUGUGCAUUCCUUCUUUAAAUAAAUUUGUGUUCUUAAGAGUA
This is a messenger RNA of Stegostoma tigrinum, 3663 nucleotides long. RefSeq names its product gasdermin Eb (gene gsdmeb). Gene Ontology annotation, biological process: programmed cell death. Gene Ontology annotation, cellular component: cytoplasm. NCBI's taxonomy places the organism in Eukaryota, Metazoa, Chordata, Chondrichthyes, Orectolobiformes, Stegostomatidae. The coding region runs from base 796 to 2298 and encodes 500 amino acids. The record is from RefSeq and is a predicted model, not a curated record. The transcript has 10 exons.